Messenger RNA from Populus nigra (black poplar), 2027 nucleotides. RefSeq names its product anthranilate synthase alpha subunit 2, chloroplastic-like. Gene Ontology annotation, molecular function: anthranilate synthase activity. The record is from RefSeq and is a predicted model, not a curated record. Gene Ontology annotation, biological process: L-tryptophan biosynthetic process. The coding region runs from base 61 to 1944 and encodes 627 amino acids. Lineage: Eukaryota; Viridiplantae; Streptophyta; Magnoliopsida; Malpighiales; Salicaceae. The transcript is spliced from 10 exons.
UUAAUUCAAACUUACAAAGAAAAGAAAGACAAGACGCCCUGCUUUGAAUUCUCUGCCGCCAUGGGCGAAGUCUCUUGGUUUCCCGUUUCUCUCUCUGACAAAUGCUCUUUGAAGCCCGUGGACAAAACCCUUGCUGUUACACACCGUCUGCUUCCGCUAAAUCUCCGCUUGCCUGCAACUUCCUCCGUUAAUCUCAACGUUAGACUCUCAAUCUCAAGUUCAAGCUCGCGUGGCUGUACGCUCAAAUGCUCAGCUUCAACACCUGAUAACCAGGUAGCAAGAUUUCAAGAAGCUUCAAAGAAUGGGAAUUUAAUUCCUCUAUACCGAUGUAUAUUCUCAGAUCACUUAACUCCAGUGCUUGCAUACCGAUGUCUGGUUAGGGAAGAUGAUAGGGAUGCUCCAAGCUUUCUGUUUGAAUCAGUUGAGCCUGGCUUGGAUGCUUCAACAAUUGGGCGAUAUAGUGUCAUUGGAGCUCAACCAAGUAUGGAAAUUGUGGCCAAAGAAAACAUGGUUACAAUAAUGGACCAUUAUGAAGGUCGUCGGAGGGAGGAGAUUGUGGAGGAUCCAAUGGAGGUUCCUAGAAGAAUCAUGGAGGGCUGGAAACCACAAUUUAUUGAUGAGCUUCCAGAAGCAUUUUGUGGUGGAUGGGUAGGUUACUUCUCAUAUGACACAGUGCGGUAUGUAGAGAAGAAAAAGCUGCCUUUCUCCGGUGCCCCACCUGAUGAUAGAAAUCUCCCUGAUGUCCAUCUAGGCCUUUAUGAUGAUGUGAUUGUGUUUGAUCAUGUGGAAAAGAAAGCUUAUGUGAUUCACUGGGUGCAAUUAGACCGAUUUUCUUCUGUUGAUGAUGCCUUUAAGGAUGGAAUGAACCGACUGGAAACUAUCUUAUCAAGGGUGCAUGAUAUCGCUCCACCAAGGCUACCUGCAGGUUCAAUAAAGUUGUUCACUCGUCUUUUUGGCCCUAAACUGGAGAAUCCAAGCAUGACAAGUGAAGAAUAUAAGGAUGCAGUGUUACAGGCAAAGGACCAUAUUUUGGCUGGUGAUAUUUUCCAGAUUGUAUUAAGUCAGCGUUUUGAACGUCGGACAUUUGCAGAUCCUUUUGAAAUUUACAGAGCUUUGAGGAUUGUCAAUCCAAGUCCAUACAUGACUUACUUACAAGUUUGCUCUCUUUCCCUUGAAACUAUCCGUGCCAAAAUUUUAGACAAUUUUAAAUUUCUGACAUUUGGUUGCUUUUCUUGUUAUCAGGCUAGGGGAUGUAUACUGGUUGCUUCUAGUCCUGAAAUUCUUACACGUGUGAAGAAGGAAAAGAUUACAAACCGACCCCUUGCUGGGACUGUUAGGAGAGGAAAGACCCCUAAAGAAGAUAUAAUGUUGGAAAAAGAGCUUCUGAAUGAUCAAAAGCAAUGUGCAGAGCACAUUAUGCUUGUUGACUUGGGGAGGAAUGAUGUGGGAAAGGUCUCUAAACCUGGUUCUGUGAAAGUUGAAAAGCUGAUGAAUAUUGAACGAUAUUCCCAUGUUAUGCACAUCAGCUCAACAGUCACUGGAGAGAGACUUGAUAAUUUAACUAGCUGGGAUGCUUUGCGUGCUGCACUGCCGGUUGGUACUGUUAGCGGAGCACCAAAGGUGAAAGCCAUGGAAUUGAUCGAUCAGCUGGAAGUAACCAGACGCGGGCCCUAUAGCGGUGGAUUUGGAGGAAUUUCAUUUUCUGGCGAUAUGGAUAUUGCACUUGCGCUUAGGACUAUUGUCUUCCCUACCAGUACUCGUUAUGAUACAAUGUAUUCAUACAAGGACGUGAAUGCACGUCGAGAAUGGGUAGCUCACCUCCAGGCUGGGGCUGGAAUUGUGGCUGACAGUGAUCCUGCAGAUGAGCAGAGAGAAUGUGAGAACAAAGCCGCCGCUCUUGCCCGUGCCAUUGAUCUGGCGGAGUCAGCAUUUCUCAAAGAAUAAUUUUAUUUGGUGGUUUUUUAAAGUAUAGUUAUUUGAAAUAAUAACAAAAGAUACUAAUAAAGAGGGGAAACGUUUAAUUCCAA